Daktulosphaira vitifoliae (grape phylloxera) is the source of this 889-nucleotide messenger RNA. RefSeq lists its product as uncharacterized. The transcript is spliced from 2 exons. The record is from RefSeq and is a predicted model, not a curated record. NCBI's taxonomy places the organism in Eukaryota, Metazoa, Arthropoda, Insecta, Hemiptera, Phylloxeridae. The annotation marks the transcript as partial.
UAACGAAUUAAAAUCUGAAUUCACAAAAUCAUUGCGAAUAAUUGUGCUCAUAUCUAAAUUGUCUGGAUUAUUUAAUUUUUCUUAUUGCUUUAAUUCAAAUAAUACUGUGACACAAAAAGUUGGGGCAUCACACUUAUUUGGCGAUAUUAUUCAGUUGGGGUUUUAUGUAUUAAUGUCAUUUGUCGUGCUCACAUCACCAACUUAUGUUUAUAUAUUUCGUUAUGAUAUAAUUCGUUAUUGGAUAAUUCUUAUAACUACUAGGGGCUCAGCAAAAUGGAUGAUAAAGUUAAUCAAUGAAUUACUUAAAUAUGACAGAAAAUUUUCCAGUCUUCCUAGAACCAUUCAAUUACGAGCACCAAGCAUAAAUUUUUGGUCAAAAGUCGUAAUUUUAUAUUGUGUUUACUUUUGGGCGAUUCAUUUUGCUAUAAUACCUAGCACUUUAAAAAAAAUUGAGUUGGUUCAAUUGUUCGUUGGAACAACUUUUGGUGUGCCACGGUUGGUGGACUUUGCAGUACUAACUACGACAUGUUUUUUCUUGGGAAAUUUCGGAUGUCGAUUCCGUGCAUUAAAUGAAUUUUGGAAAUCAUUAAUAGUAUCAUUUGAGAUAUUACCUGAAUAUUGGACCAAUGAAGAUAUUGUGAUGAUAAUUGAAUGCUGCAGACUAUUACAUGCUGAUCUUUGUACGAUGCUCCGGAUGUUUAGUCUUGCCUAUGGACCUGUUUUGCUUGUAUCUUUUUUAUUUUUCAUAGUUGAUAUUGUUCAUCAUUUUUUCAUAAUAGGAUAUAUUGAUGACCCAUAUUUAUCAAUUAUGCCAGCAGUUAUUUCAAUUUUACAAUUUAUAUUCUACAUUUCAGUAAUUCUUACACUUGGUUCAUGGUCUCGCUAUCAG